Molecule: messenger RNA, 1959 nt
Organism: Calidris pugnax (ruff)
Lineage: Eukaryota; Metazoa; Chordata; Aves; Charadriiformes; Scolopacidae
Gene: FA2H
Product: fatty acid 2-hydroxylase
Exons: 8
Coding region: 43-1158 (371 amino acids)
Biological process (GO): lipid biosynthetic process; fatty acid metabolic process
Cellular component (GO): endoplasmic reticulum; membrane
Molecular function (GO): fatty acid 2-hydroxylase activity; heme binding; iron ion binding
Source: RefSeq, a predicted model, not a curated record
GGUGGAGGACGACGAGGAGGAGGAGGGGGGGGACAGGGGACCAUGGCGGCGGCCCCGCGGUCCUUCAGCGCCGCCGAGGUGCGGUCCCGCUGCGCGGAGGGCGCCUGCCUGGUCCGGUGCCGCCGCCGCCUCUACGACCUGAGCGGCUUCGUGCGGCUGCACCCGGGGGGGGAGCAGCUCCUCCGCCGACGGGCCGGUACCGACGUGAGCCGGGCCCUGGACGGACCCCCCCACCGGCACUCCGCCAACGCCCGCCGCUGGCUGGAGCAGUACUACGUGGGGGACAUGGAGAGCGGCGACGAGCAGAUCUACCCUGAGCCCGUGGAUGAGAAGGAGGUGGACACCACCGCCCAGACUCCAAGGGGGAUGGACCCCCGCUGCAAACCGGUGGACGAGGAGAAGGACCUGGUGGACUGGCGGAAGCCCUUGCUGUGGCAAGUGGGCUACCUGGGGGAGAAGUAUGACGAGUGGGUUCACCAGCCCGUGGAUCGACCCAUCCGCCUCUUCCACUCGGAUAUCCUCGAGUACCUCUCCAAGACGGCGUGGUACGUGGUGUUCAUCGUGUGGGCUCCCGUGGUGCUCUAUCUCAGCUGGGUCAGCUACACCUCCCUCGCCCAGGGCAACACCAGGCUCUUCUCCUCCUUCACCACAGAGUACUCCAUCCCCGUCCACAAAUACUACUUCCCCUUCAUCUUCCUCCUGGGGAUGUUCCUGUGGUCCCUGCUCGAGUACCUCAUCCACCGCUUCGUCUUCCACAUGAAGCCGCCCGCCAGCAACUACUAUCUGAUCACGCUGCACUUCUUGCUGCACGGGCAGCAUCACAAGUCUCCCUUUGACAGCUCCCGCCUGGUCUUCCCUCCCGUGCCAGCCUCGCUGGUGAUGGGCUUCUUCUACGGCAUCCUGAAGCUCAUGCUGCCCGAGGUGCUGGGGCUCUCGGUGUUCGUCGGGGGGCUCUGCGGCUACGUCAUCUACGACAUGAUGCACUAUUACCUCCACUACGGCUCGCCAAAGAAGGGCACCUACCUGUAUGGACUGAAGGCUUAUCAUGUCAAGCACCACUUUGAACACCAAAAAUCAGGCUUUGGCAUCAGCACCCGCUUUUGGGAUCACCCCUUCCGGACGCUCAUCCCUGAGGAGACCUUCGAGAAGGAGGAUUGACGGUCCCAGCGCGGCGCCCGGUUGCCAGCUCCAUCCCUCCCUAGCCCUCCUGGAGGCCGGCUGGCCCACCACCCAACUCCUCCACCUUCCUGGGGGCUGUGGCCACACACCAGAGCAUCCCCGUGGUCCAGCUGUGGUGCUCCAUGGGGGAUUGGGGAUGGAGGGCUGGGGGGGGGCGAGGAUGUGGGGAAAGGGGAAGGAGGCGGUUGCGGGGCUCCCUGGGAGGGGGUCCUGCCCCUUCCUCGCCGCCCUCCCGCUCCAGGACACGGAUGCACGGGCAGGUCUGCUGCCUGAGAGAUGAAGUGCCUAAUGUCCUCCUCCUCCACCCCAGCACCUCACCAGAGCCCCCCUCCACCCCAAGUCCCUGGACACCCACCCUGGGGUGCCCAACAUGCUGCAGUUAACCUUGUCAUCUAACUCAUGCCGAGGGGCUUCCAUAUUCCGGGUCCUUCUCCCGGCCCCGAAACCAGCACAGGGUUUUCUCCACCUGCAGCCCUUGGGGUGGGGGUCCCCAUGGGUCUGGAUUUUUGCCUUAUUCUAACCGGUGCCCCCGUAUCUUUCUGCCAGAUUCGUCAAGUUCACGGUUUUUUGUAGACAGUGACUACUUGAAACUCAACAUCCAAUGAAACAGAAUUGCUACGAGAUGCCUUUUUUUUUUUUUUUGCUGAUCCUGUGAUUAUUAUUAUAUUUUUUUUUUUCUAAUGUUUACUGCUGAUAUUUAAAGGUUCGGAAUAAAGUUAUAUAUAAAAAGUGUAGACACUACAAUUGUAAAUAAACUGUAUAUUUUGAAAAAAAAAAAAA